AGACUAGCUUGACUGUCUAAUCCGAUUCUCUGGACGAUCAGUGAGUCUUGCUUCACUCAACAGGGACGCUGAUGGCUGAUAAUGGGGUGAUACGAAACUGGAGGGUGCAGGACCUGCAGUGGAACAAGAAACCAGGUAACAAAAUAUUACCUGGCCAGAUGUGGAGUUUCAUACUGUAUUAUAUACGCUUAGCCCAUGUAUUUGUGGAAUGGGACGGAGAAGAAGGCCAUUCAGUGGUGGAAGGGAAGGUAGUGCAACUGAAGGAAAGUGGUGCAUCAUUUACAGCUGGAGCAAAAGUUAUAUGCACUUUAAGAAGGAUUGUUUGGAGCAACUAUCAUUGCCACUGGGUCCAGGGGUGAGUGCUAUGCAGCUCAAGCUGAACAGGAGAAAUGGAGUGACAUGGACACAGACUGUGACAAAAGAGGAUGAGGAGGAGGAGGUACUAUCAGAGCCAGCUGCAACUGGAGCUAUGGAAGAAGAAGACUAUGACCCUGGGAGUGAAUCUGAGCAGAGGGACAGGAAGAAAGACUCAAAGGCUUCGAAGAAGAAAACAGCUGCAACUAGAGCUGCCUCUGCAAGGGAGAAAGAGGACUCGGACUCUGGGAGUGAACCUCAGCAGAGAGACAGGAAGGACAAAAAGACUAUCAGGAAGCAAAAUGCUGCAACUGGAGCUGCCUUGACUGACUCAGCCAGGAAGGACUAUGACCCUGGGAGUGAAUCUGAGCAGAGGGACAAAGAUAAGAGUGGGUGCUCUCAAAACAAAGUGACUGCAGUUGGAGGGGGCAAGCAAAGGAAGGGUCCAAAAUCCCUGAAAAAGGUGGCUACGUUUUAUGUGGAUUAUGACCACUCUUACGUACAGGCCUCAGCUAAGGCAAAGGAUGUUGCCAGCAGUGAACUUUCGAAAUCUCUUCUCCAAGAGAUAAUGUCUAAUGGACCACUGCUAUGCUCCUCACCAGUUACACAAAGUGAAGCAGAAGAUGAUAACAUCACUGAGAGUAAGGAGACUAAAGAGAGAAAUGAGAGCACAGAGAGUAAAGAGAUUAAUGGGAGCAAGGAGAGUAAGGAGGGGGAGCAAAACUGCGGUGAAGAGGGACCGGCACCUGACCAUGGUGGAUCAGGAUUAAGAAGAGAGUCAUCUUGGGACACUUGGGAAACUGUACAAUCUCCCCCACCUAUGGGCUAUCAUCAUCGGAUGCAACCUCCACUGCACUAUCCACACCAUUAUAGCUACUUGGACCUUCCCCCAUCGAAACGCCAACGAUCUGAUGAGGAUAGUAUGUCCGACGUAGCAUCCUCCCAUCUAUCAUCCCACUCUACUGAUCCAGGGACCAUGUGCAGUCGAUGACUAAUGAGGUGCAUAGGCUGAAAGAACAGAUAAAACCAAUUCUAAAGAGGAGGAAGGUGUACAGUAGAACCUCCGAUAAAGAAAACUCCAAAGAAUGAAUGACGAAAGAGAGCGAGGGCGAGAAAGAGAGAAAGAACAAAAAGAUGAUUACAGUGGUGCUUCUUUUGGAGACCCAAUGGGCAGCUCUAGACAUAAAGUGACUCUUGAAUGUGUCACAAUCCACACGUCACAGAUGUCGAGUGAAAGACCGAUACUGCUGAGAAGCUCUCCAAAGCCCUGCUCCUACUUCUUUUCUCAACCAAGGAACUUGCUCAAGGAAACUGUACUAAACCGAUCAGGGAUGACAUCUCCCAGUUGGACAGUACAAGGCUAUGGGCAAUAAAAUGCCAUAUGGACUACCUGUACCCCUUACCGGAAGGCAGCCUAGACAAGGAGUACAACAAGCGUUGGGCAAUCAUCCUCCAGAAACACCUCAACCCAGUGUGCAGGCACCUGUGCCCAAAGAGCAAGAAGUGACAAUGCACAGAUAGAAAGGCCAUGGAACAAACUCACUUCAUUGAUCCAUGAUUAUAUGGGCUCCGCAG
Geodia barretti is the source of this 1929-nucleotide messenger RNA. NCBI's taxonomy places the organism in Eukaryota, Metazoa, Porifera, Demospongiae, Tetractinellida, Geodiidae. The record is from the annotation of a GenBank genome assembly.